Rhododendron vialii is the source of this 1087-nucleotide messenger RNA. Its product is annotated as putative ubiquitin-like-specific protease 1B. The transcript has 8 exons. The record is from RefSeq and is a predicted model, not a curated record. Gene Ontology annotation, biological process: proteolysis. Gene Ontology annotation, molecular function: cysteine-type peptidase activity. Bases 171 to 1037 code for a protein of 288 amino acids. Lineage: Eukaryota; Viridiplantae; Streptophyta; Magnoliopsida; Ericales; Ericaceae.
UCCACAGGUAAUUAGUGUUUAUUGAUGUUGUUACUAGGAUUGAUUUGCUUUAAUUUGAAAAAUUCUACCGUAUAAAUGUAACUUUUGUUCUUUUAUGUUACAUCAAAAACAAGUCCCCGUUGAUCGAAAAAACAAGUCCAUGUACGUUUCUAACUUCAGAGGAAGAAGUGAUGGUGAAGUUCAUAUUUGAUGAGAAUUGCAUACAAGGGGAAUCUGUCAUUGAAAUGGGGCUUCAUUUUACGAAAUCGGUUGAAAUUGGUACUCGUCAGUAUAUGUGUUGUCUGAAACCCUAUGCCUGGAUAUGUACUACCGUCAUAAACCUGAUAGUUAUUCAAUUGACAAAUAAACAAAGGACGAAGUACCCGGAUGGGAGGCAUAGGAAUUGGUAUAUAUCGGAAUAUGCCUCGCAAAUGAUCAUUAAGAAUGAGGAAUACGAGGGAAACAAUAAACGUGUAGCAGACUUAUUCUUCAAAAAUAUAGGAUACACCGGACCAAUUGAUGCUUGUGAAGAGAUUUAUAUACCGUUCAACCACAACAAAGAUCAUUGGUUGUGCUUGAAGAUUGAUAUGGUGCAACAUGCAGCCUAUCUAUUCGACUCGAAGCCGUCUCGAAGGUUUGGUGAAGACAGGAAAAAAAUCGGUGAACUACUGCUUGAAAACAUGCAUGAGGUAUUGAAGCAUGCGUACGGGUCAGAUUAUGUCCAAGAUGUGAGCCUAUUUAAGGUGGACUGGCUCUCAGAACAACCUUUGCAAUUUGAUGAAGAUAAUUAUGACUGUGGGUUGUUUGUUCUAAAAUACAUGCAGAGCGCACCGUUGUUGCCUGGUUACCAAAAGUUCGAUCCAAUUGAAAGGCGCAGGUUGCUGGUAGACUUGUUGAAAGAUGUGAAUAAUAGACGUUAUUUGGAGUUUAGAAUUCAGUUUGACAUGUAUAACAUGAGGGAUAGUAGAAUAAAGGCUAUACUUCAGGGUGACAAGGCUAGUAUGACUGGCAUUGAGGCUAAAAAGUGUGUUCCUCGUCGCAAGAGUGGUAAAAAGUAGGGGUUGAGAAUGCUCUUCAUCAAGCGAUUUUCAUUUCGGAUAACAUCGAC